AUGGCUGAACUCGACACGUUGGACGUUAUCGUCCUAGCCGCCAUCUUCCUCGGGACGGUGGCCUACUUCACAAAGGGGAAAUACUGGGCCGUCACCAAAGAUCCGUAUGCGAGCUCCUUCGCCGGUGCCAAUGGUGCUAAGGCGGGCAAGACUCGCAAUAUCGUCGAGAAGAUGGAGGAAUCGGGCAAAAACUGCAUCAUCUUCUACGGGUCACAAACAGGUACCGCUGAGGAUUACGCAUCGAGACUAGCAAAGGAGGGCAAGAGCCGCUUCGGCCUCGAGACCAUGGUUGCUGAUUUGGAAGACUACGACUACGACAACUUGGAUGCUGUCCCCAGCGACAAGGUCGUCAUGUUCGUCCUCGCGACAUACGGCGAGGGUGAGCCCACGGAUAACGCAGUCGAUUUCACCGAAUUUAUCACCGGCGAGAGCCCGUCCUUCACUCUCGACAACGACCCUCCCCUUGGUAACCUCAACUACGUCGCAUUCGGCCUGGGUAACAACACGUAUGAACACUACAACUCCAUGGUCCGCAACGUCGACAAGGCUCUGACGGCCGCCGGCGCCCAUCGCAUCGGAGAAGCAGGCGAGGGCGAUGAUGGCGCUGGCACCAUGGAAGAGGACUUCUUGGCUUGGAAGGAUCCUAUGUGGACGGCUCUGGCUGAGAAGAUGGGUCUAGAGGAGCGCGAGGCCGUUUACGAACCCAUUUUCGGCAUCACUGACAGGGAAGGUCUUACUCGCGACGCCCCCGAAGUCUACCUCGGCGAGCCCAACAAGACGCACCUCGACGGAACUCCCAAGGGUCCCUUCAACGCCCACAACCCGUACAUUGCCCCCAUUCAGAAGUCCACCGAACUGUUCAGCGUCAAGGAUCGCAAUUGCCUGCACAUGGAAAUUGAUAUCAGUGGCUCCAACCUGAGCUACCAGACCGGUGAUCACAUUGCGGUUUGGCCUACCAACGCCGGCGAGGAGGUUGACCGUUUCUUGGAGGUCUUCGGUCUUGGCAGCAAACGCCACAACGUUAUCAGUGUUAAGGCCCUCGAACCGACUGCCAAGGUGCCUUUCCCGACCCCAACGACCUUCGACGCCAUCGCCCGCUACCACAUGGAAAUCUGCGCUCCGGUCUCCCGCCAAUUCAUCGCCACUCUCGCCGCCUUCGCCCCCGACGACGAGUCCAAGGCUGAGAUGACCAAGCUCGGCAACGACAAGGACUACUUCCAUUCCAAGGUUAACGCACACUGUCUCAACAUCGCUCGUCUUCUCGACGUCGUGGGCAAAGGCAAGAAAUGGUCUAACGUUCCGUUUUCUGCUCUCAUCGAAGGUGUCACCAAACUGCAGCCCCGCUACUACUCUAUCUCGUCGUCCUCUCUGGAGCAGCCCAAGUUGAUCUCCAUUACUGCGGUGGUCGAGUCGCAAAACCUCCCGGGCCGUGGCGACCCCUUCAGGGGUGUCGCGACAAACUAUCUCCUGGCCCUCAAGGAGAAGCAGAACGGCGACCCGAACCCCAACCCCUUCGGACUAACGUACGAGAUCACCGGGCCCCGCAACAGAUUCGACGGCAUUCACGUCCCGGUCCACGUCCGUCACUCCAACUUCAAGCUUCCCUCGGACCCCACAAGACCCGUGAUCAUGGUUGGCCCUGGUACCGGUGUCGCCCCGUUCAGAGGGUUCAUUCGUGAAAGGAAGAAGAUGGUUGAGAACGGCCAGGCUGUUGGAAAGACUAUCCUCUUCUUUGGCUGCCGGAAAGUCGACCGAAGACUUCUUGAAGCUAAGCAGGUGCUUGGUGAUAAGUUUGAGAUUGUCCUCGCCUUCUCUCGUGAAGGGUCCAAGAAGGUUUACGUUCAACACCGGUUAAAGGAGCGUGCUAAGGAGGUCAACGAGCUAUUGCAGCAAAAAGCCUAUUUCUAUGUCUGCGGUGACGCCGCCAACAUGGCUCGCGAGGUCAACACCGUCCUAGCGCAGAUUCUCUGUGGGGAGCGCGGCAUUCCAGAAGAAAAGGCUGAGGAGAUUGUCAAGCAGAUGCGGGCAACGAACCAGUACCAGGAGGACGUUUGGUCCUAG
Chaetomium globosum CBS 148.51 is the source of this 2061-nucleotide messenger RNA. RefSeq lists its product as uncharacterized. The transcript has 3 exons. The coding region runs from base 1 to 2061 and encodes 686 amino acids. Gene Ontology annotation, molecular function: flavin adenine dinucleotide binding; FMN binding; NADPH-hemoprotein reductase activity. NCBI's taxonomy places the organism in Eukaryota, Fungi, Ascomycota, Sordariomycetes, Sordariales, Chaetomiaceae. Gene Ontology annotation, cellular component: cytosol. The record is from RefSeq and is a predicted model, not a curated record.